Messenger RNA from Darwinula stevensoni, 1428 nucleotides. The record is from the annotation of a GenBank genome assembly. NCBI's taxonomy places the organism in Eukaryota, Metazoa, Arthropoda, Ostracoda, Podocopida, Darwinulidae.
AAUGUAACUUGCAUCCCAAGGAAGGAACGUUCCAUUCCUGGCAUGUCAUGCCUUCAAGGGAUGUCAUCCCUUUCAAAGGAAAUACGACUCGCGGUGUAGAACUUUCGGGUCUGUCGGUUCGAUCUCUGUAAGUAAUGGACGAUUGCAGGGAAAAAGAUGAAUCUUCCCGGGAUGAUGUUUCAUCGCGGCUUCGUGCCCGGCUUCAUGCUCGUGAGGCCCAUCCUGCAGCCGCGGGCAUUCUCCAGGAGUUUCUGUAACUGUGCUCGACUGCAAAGGCCUUUCCUCCACGUCCUGGGAAAGAAUCUGCCGUCGGUCCGGCGGCACGUGACGGUGGCGGUGUCCAAGAUGGCCCCCGAGCUGGCCCCGAAGGCCAGGGAGGCGGUCGGGCUUUGGCUCUUCGGCUGCAGCGGGCUCGUCCUCGGGGCCGUCGUCUUGGGUGGACUGACGAGGCUGACCGAGUCUGGGCUGUCCAUGGUGGACUGGCACCUCUGGAAGGAGAGGCCGCCCAUGUCUCAACGGCAGUGGGUGGAGGAGUUCGAUAAGUAUAAGCAAUUCCCAGAAUUCCAAAUGAAAAACCAGGACAUGAGCUUGGAAGAGUUCAAGUUCAUCUGGUGGAUGGAGUACAUCCACCGAAUGUGGGGACGGGGCAUCGGGCUGGCCUUCCUGCUUCCUGCCGUGUGGUUCUGGAAAAAGAAGUACUUCACCUCUUCCAUGAAGAAAAGGGUCGUCGCGUACGGGAGCCUCAUUCUCGCCCAGGGGCUGAUGGGUUGGUACAUGGUGAAGAGCGGGCUGGAAGAAGAGCGGUUCCAGGGGCAAUCCGACGUCCCGCGGGUGUCGCAGUAUCGGCUGGCGGCGCACCUGUCCCUCGCCUUCGUCCUCUACACCCUGUUCUUCUGGGCCGGGUUGGACCACGUGGCGCCGGCGCAAGGGGUGGCGUCCAUCAGCAGGUCGCUCGUGAGGUUCCGGGCGGCGUCGCAUGCCGUCAAGGGGCUGGUGUUCCUCACGGCCGUCUCGGGGGCAUUCGUGGCGGGGCUGGACGCCGGGCUGGUGUACAACUCCUUUCCGAAGAUGGCGGAUCGCUGGAUCCCGAGCGACCUGCUCGCCAUGAGCCCGACCGCGAAGAACUUCACGGAGAACGCCACGACGGUGCAGUUCGACCAUCGAAUCCUGGGCACGUUGUCGCUGGCUUCGGUCACGGGGCUUUGGUUCGCGUCGCGACGGCUCCAGCUUCCCGGAAAGGCUCGCGCGGCAGCGACGACUCUGCUGGCCGUCGGCUGGUCCCAGGUGAUACUGGGGAUCCACACGCUGAUCUUGUUCGUGCCGACGUGGUGCGCAUCGCUGCAUCAGCUGGGCUCGCUUCUCACCAUCUCGUCUGCCGUCUGGCUCACCCACGAGCUCAAGUGGGUCAAGAAAUUCCCCGUCAAGUGA